Molecule: messenger RNA, 877 nt
Organism: Zeugodacus cucurbitae (melon fly)
Lineage: Eukaryota; Metazoa; Arthropoda; Insecta; Diptera; Tephritidae
Gene: Prosbeta4
Product: probable proteasome subunit beta type-2
Exons: 3
Coding region: 119-727 (202 amino acids)
Biological process (GO): proteasomal protein catabolic process
Cellular component (GO): proteasome core complex
Source: RefSeq, a predicted model, not a curated record
CAGCCAACUUAACUAUAAAUCGUCCGAACGACUGAAUUGACUUGUCAUUCCCGGUUAUAACUAUAUUCUGUUAGCAAUUUUGUAAAUUAAUAUAAAUAGAAUUACACAAGUCUAAAAGAUGGAGACAAUUUUGGGAAUACGUGGGGAAGAUUUUGCCAUUGUUGCUGCGGAAACAACUCAAGCUCGAUCUAUAGUUGUUAUGAAGGAAGAUGAAAAUAAAAUCCAUAAGAUAAACAACAGUCUUGUAUUUGCGACAAUGGGAGAAUCUGGUGAUACUGUUCAGUUUACGGAAUUCAUUUCCAAAAACAUUGCGCUGUACAAAAUGCGAAACAACUACGAGUUGUCACCCAAGGAAGCUGCCCACUUUACUCGAAAGAAUCUUGCGGAUUACUUGCGUAGCAGAACACCAUAUCAAGUCAAUAUGAUGAUAGCGGGCUAUGAUGAACAAACCAAAAAAUCGGCGUUGUACUUCAUCGAUUAUUUAGCUAAUUCCGUUGAAGUAAAAUACAGUGGCCAAGGCUACGGAGCAAUGUUUUGCCAAAGUAUUUUUGACAGAGAGUAUAAAAAUGGCUUAAACAAAGAUGAAGCCUAUACAAUUUUGGAACAUUGUGUUAAGGAAAUACAAAAACGUCUUGUUAUAAAUCAGAAAAAUUUCAAGGUCGCUAUUGUAAAUAAAGAUGGUUUCAAGUGGAUGCCCGACAUUAACGCCAAAAAUAUUUGUAACUAACUAUAAAAGUACUAAUUUUCAAUAUAAAUAAUUUGAAUAAAACCAUCCAAACGUUGUGGUUUUGAACAAAUAAUUUCUAUAUGCUUGAGGUUUUUUAUGAUAAUUGGAAAUUUUUAUUUAAAAAUAAAUAUAUGGACUUGGCUAAAUGCA